This is a messenger RNA of Tyto alba (common barn owl), 3242 nucleotides long. It is a transcript of the gene KICS2, whose product is annotated as KICSTOR subunit 2. Lineage: Eukaryota; Metazoa; Chordata; Aves; Strigiformes; Tytonidae. Bases 47 to 1387 code for a protein of 446 amino acids. Gene Ontology annotation, cellular component: KICSTOR complex. Gene Ontology annotation, biological process: cellular response to glucose starvation; protein localization to lysosome; cellular response to amino acid starvation. The transcript is spliced from 3 exons. The record is from RefSeq and is a predicted model, not a curated record.
GCUCCUUCCCCCGCGCCGGACCCGGAAGUGGCGGCGGGCGGGCGGGAUGGGGGAGUCGAUCCCGCUGGGCGCGCCGGUGCCGGUGGAGCAGGCCGUGCUGGAGACUUUCUUCUCCCACCUGGGCAUCUUCUCCUACGACAAGGCCAAGGACAAUGUGGAGAAGGAGCGGGAGGCCAACAAGAGCGCGGGGGCCAGCUGGCUGGCCCUGCUGGCCGGGCUGGCUCACCUGGCCGCCGCCGAGAAGGCCUACCACAGCAUGACCUUCCUGGGCCAGAAGCUAGGUGGUCAGUCAUUCUUCAGCCGAAAGGACUCCAUCCGAACCAUCUACACAUCUCUGCAUAAUGAGCUGAAGAAGGUGGUGGCGACGGGUCGCAAUGCACUAGGAGGAACAGCUCCUCACUUGGAAGAGCUGCUUUCUCACCUGUCUGAACAGCUCUGUUUUUUUGUUCAGGCUCGGAUGGAAAUUGCUGACUUCUAUGAAAAAAUGUACACGCUCAGCACCCAAAAGUUCAUUAACUCUGAGGAACUGGUAAACAUUUUGGAAUCCAUCUUAAAGAAAUACAGCUCAAGAUUUCAUCAUCCAAUCCUCAGUCCUCUUGAAAGCAGUUUCCAGCUGGAAGUAGAUGUGCUUGCACAUCUCUUAAAGGCUCAGGCUCAGAUCUCAGAGUGGAAGUUCCUUCCAUCCCUGGUCAACUUGCACAGUGCUCACACGAAACUACAGACUUGGGGCCAAAUUUUUGAGAAACAGCGAGAGACCAAGAAACAUCUGUUUGGAGGGCAGUCUCAGAAGGCUGUACAACCUCCACACCUCUUCCUCUGGCUGAUGAAGCUCAAAAACAUUCUCCUUGCCAAGUUUAGCUUUUACUUUCACGAGGCCCUUAGUCGACAAACAACAGCAUCUGAAAUGAAAACUUUGACUGCUAAAACAAAUCCUGAUUACUUUGGGAAAAUUUGCAGUUUCAUCCGGAAGUAUGAUGCUGUCAAUGUUUCCUUAAUUUUUGACAAUCGUGGAUCAGAGAGUUUUCAGGGACAUGGUUAUCAUCAUCCCCAUUCUUACAGGGAAGCCCCCAAAGGAGUGGAUCAGUACCCUGCAGUUGUGUCUCUGCCCAGUGACAGGCCCGUUAUGCACUGGCCCAAUGUAAUCAUGAUUAUGACUGAUAGAACCUCUGACCUCAACACUUUGGAGAAGGUUGUUCACUUCUACGAUGACAAAGUCCAAAGCACAUACUUUCUGACUCGUCCCGAACCUCACUUUACCAUUGUAGUUAUUUUUGAGUCCAAGAAGUCAGAGAGGGACUAUCAUUUUAUUUCUUUUCUCAAUGAAAUUUCACAUUCCCUUAAGAACUCCAAAGCUUUUGCGAGCUUGAAGCCUGGAUCCAAAGGGUAAAAUACAGACUACGUUUACGUUGAAGUUGUCAAGGCAGUAUGCCAGCCUUGAGGGAACUGGAGCUUUCAAGGUUUACAUACAUUCAUGAUUCUCAGAGUCUAAUUAAAAAGGAACCAUUAUUUUUAAUGUUAUAAGUUCCUUUUUUUUUUUUUUUUUUUUUUUUUUUUUUAAGCUAACAGACACUGGAAGAAAAGUAUUUUUGGGGCAGUACUCAGUGGGACAACUUAAUUGUGGGGUGCUAAACAGUAGGAUAUUAUUUUUUUUGUGGUUUUCAGUUUUCAGUAUGAUUUAUUUUUUCAGUCCACCACUUUGUUGCCUGUAUCAGAAAGGAAUAUAUGCACUUUAUCUUAGUCUGAUCAUUGACUGUCUUCUACAGAGUUUAUUGAAAAUGUGGUGAGGAUGGAAGAUGCUAUCUUUUCAGAAAACUGCAUUGCCUGACCGGAAUGACUUCUGAGAACUAAACAGUGAUACAAGGGAAUACUAAAAAAGGCGAACUUUCAAAGAUACGUUUUAAAUAAAAAUACAAGAAUCACAAAAGGCACUAUUGUUAAUUGUAACUUAGUUUUCAAAGGGUUUUAAAUUAUAUUUGAGGUCUCUGAUGCUCUCUGUUAUGCACCAGUCUCUCUUCUGAACACCCUGUGUCACAAAGCUUUGUCAUUGCUCCAGAACACAGGCUGGGGCAGGAAAAGCUGUAUCAUUGGCUGGAAGUCCAGUAUUCACUGGAGUGUUGUAACAUUGUGUGUCCAGUACCAGGCUUGGCUCAGAUUAACUGAAGGAAAUACACUGAGGUUGAGCAGGUAUUCUAGAAGCAGCAGCUCCAUGGAAAAAGCAGCAAAGCUCUCUUCAAAUUGUGAUUUUGUCUGGCUGACAACAACAACAAAAAUAAUUUUACAAUUAAGCCAAAUCACUUUUGGAUUUAAAUAUAUAGCCUAUGCAGUAUGUUUACCUCAUUCUAAAAUGUCUCUUUCACCACUUCUAGGCUGCAGGUUUGGAAAAAGUAUGUUUUCUGUUGUUACCCUGUAAGUGCUUUAUUUUGGAAAUCAGUAUUUCCAAAUACAAUAAAAGGGUCAGUUUGGCUGUACCUGUAGCCUUAUAUUGCAUGAUUCUUCUGACUGUUAGCUAUGCAGUUGUGCAAGCACUUUCAUGGGAACUCAGGAGGACUGAUCUGGAUCUGCUGUAUGAUACAUGUAAGUGUGGUAAAGGUCCUUAGUUGACACUGUGUAAGGCAUAACAUAAUCAGGUUUGUUUUAAAAUGGAGUUGAAGUCAGAAAGUUGCUUUCUGUUAAUACUGAAAUAUAAAAGAUACUAUUGCAGACAUGGCUUUUACCAAUUCUCUUUUUCCCACAGAAGGGUAUAUGGUAACUUGUCUUGCUUUUUGCUGCAAGUACUGAUUUCUUUACAAUCACAUAAGCAUGUUCUGUUCUCAAAAUGUAAACUCUGACUUUCCACUUUGUGCCAAAUAGAACUUCCCGUGCUUUGCUAUGAUUGUAUGUUAGUCUGUCGUGAAUACCUCUGCUACUGCCUUUCACCUAAAGUCUUAGUCUGACUGUAGUAUCACUCUCGAAAGUUUAGGAGUCUGCUCUUUGCCAUUGGAAAAUAACAGGAGUUGCAAAUGUACCUGCAACUGGAGGGCAUCUGGUUGUAACAGCGUUACACUUUGCAGCUUGAAUUGCCGUUUUAGUAGGACAAAGUUGCAAAUGACAGUAUUGAGAGAGCUUGUGUGCUUCCCUGGUGGGACAGUGACCUUGUAAUAACAUUGUAUUAUUCACUUCCUCAGCCUGAGUAACAUAAAAGAGACUGUUGCCAGAACUGAUUCUCAGUCUUCAGCAGUGUAAUAAAGUGUUGUACAAAUUUU